CUGAUUUUACCUUACAUCAAAGUUGAUGAAUAGAUGGACCACAAAAUUAAUUAGAAAAAUGUUCCACUUAUGAUAGUAUGCUCAUCAAUCCACAUAACGUUAAUUGUACCGUUGAAGAGGUGACAAUAAACAACUCUCUGCAAAUCUUUCAUCUUACAUCAUCUUGGUUUCUGAUUCCAACAUUCUUCAUAGGUCACCAUCAUCAAUAUAAUAAGCAAAAUAAUAAUUGAACAAUUUCAAAAGUGUACUGUAAUCAAUUUUGUUGAAUGUCCAAAGGCCUUGUAAAAGGAGACGAUAUUGGUGUUAAUAAUUCGAUUAACGAAUCAAUAGAAAACAGAUAUCACUAACUGUUACUGAAGAACCUCUCACUCAGCCGAUAUGGCAUCCUCGUUUUGGGGUCAGUGCAUGCCAAGUACAACUGGAUCCCAAGUUCAACAACAAACAAUGUUGAAGGAACUAGAAGUGCCUAUAAUAGAGACAGAUCAAGAAUUUCUACAGGGCUUGCUGAGAAAAACAGAAUCUAAUCCAGACCUUGAAGUAAUCAAUGUUGAAGCGACUCCUUGCACUUCUGUAGAUGACAACUAUUUGUCUUCCGCUACCACGGUGGUUGUGACUGGAAGGACAAAAUCGGCCCACACAUUCAAAAAAUUGCUAUUGAUCAAAAGACAUCCAGCCAACAAUACAAGACGACAUGUUUUCAGGUGUGAUCCAGCGUUUAAAAACGAAGCUGCGGCCUUUGGUAAAGUGAUACCGGCGUUGGCAGAGUUCUCGAAAUGCGAGCUGCCAUUCCCGUCAUGUUUGCAUGCAACAAGCCAACGAAUUGUACUUCAAGAUAUUCAAUCACAUGGAUUUACAAUGGGAAACAAGCAAAAGGGUUUAGACCUCCACCAUUCGAAACUAGUUAUGAAGGAACUUGGGAGAUUUCACGGCAUUUCUUUAGCGAUGAAGUGCUCUAACAAGUCUGCAUUCGAGGGGACAAAGUCAAACAUCCAAGAGUUAAUUUUUGUCCCCGAAGCACACCCUAUUUUCAGUGCUUCCCUGGAAAACGCACUGAAAAUGGCUCUAAUGAGUCUCGAAGUUUACAAAGGAAUUACAGAUGUGGCGAUUGUCGAAGCAGUUCAUAAACUUAGAAUGCUUAAAGGGACCGUCUUCCAGCGUAUGCAAGCCCUGGUUAAGCCUUCUGAACCUCUAUCUGUGAUAUGCCAUGGAGACUUUUGGAUCAACAACCUCCUUUUCAGGUACAACGGUGAAAUAGCAGAAGAAGUCAAGUUCGUCGACCUUCAAGUAGUGAGGUACGCAUCUCUUUCAACCGACAUACUUCACUUCUUAACAACAAGCACCGAACCAGAAGUGUCAACCGAUUACAGGGACGAAUUGGUUCAGACUUACCACAAAUCACUGUGCCAAGUUUUGGAAGAGCUGGCACCAGGUGCACUCCACGUCUCAUUAGGAGAUAUAUACAACCAGAUCGAAAUCCACGCACUGUACGGCCUCCUUAUAGGCUUUCUCCUUCUGCCUGCAAUCACCGCUGAGAACAAGCUCGCCAGCAACGAGAACUUCGACAGCGCCGUGAGAUCUCUUACUCCCAAGUACUACAAGAAAGUCCGAGACCUUGUCUUAGACUUCAUAGACCGAGGUUUCAUAUAGUUUGCAUACAGCAACUAGCAUAAUGUAACAUAAGAAUAUGAUGUAAUAUCUGCGUGUGCUUACAGCGGUGUAAUAAGUCGCACUGUUAUUGCCGAGAAUUCAUUCAUUCAUUCAUAUUAUUUUUAACCUGAAUUAAUAAAUUUGUUACUAAUAUUUAUUAUAAGGUCUUACCAUUCCAAUAUCUUUUUUAAAAUAAAACUACUAGUCGACAAAUAUACAGAUACUUAACGUAAUUAAUAUUGAAGCAAUGCGUUCUUUAUCUUUAUUAGUUAAUCUUUAUUAAUGUCGAUACUUUAUUACAAUUUGCUCUUUUUUGUACAUGUAACGUGAUAUAUAAAAAAAUAUGUACUUAUCUAAAUUCACUUUUUUGCUUAAUAAUGUUUUCUUUGUGUUGUCUAAAACAUAAAGAUUUUUGUAAUUUUUUUACACAAUUUCUGUCUGAUAAACCAUAAU
Cimex lectularius (bed bug) is the source of this 2100-nucleotide messenger RNA. RefSeq lists its product as uncharacterized. The coding region runs from base 379 to 1647 and encodes 422 amino acids. The record is from RefSeq and is a predicted model, not a curated record. The transcript has 7 exons. NCBI's taxonomy places the organism in Eukaryota, Metazoa, Arthropoda, Insecta, Hemiptera, Cimicidae.